AUGACUACCAACCAGAGCGGUGGGGAUGAUAGUGAAGACAUGAUUCAGCAGUCACCUCCCGACGAGCAAGCUCCCGAAGGCCAAGCUCCUGAAGAUACAAACCCCGCAAACUUGUCAUCAAACCCACCAGAGGCUCAUGUAUCGACUAACGAGGGGGAGAGCCGGAAUGAUAGUGAACACAUGAUUCAGCAGUCAUCUCGUGAUGAGCAAGCUCCCGAAAAUGCAAACCCUGCAAAUUUGUCAUCAAACGCACGAGAGGCUUCUGUAUCGACUAACGAUGGGGAGAGCCACGCCGACAUUCGCUUUCAGGUUGGAGUUUUUGCCCCCUGUGACCUUCCUCAAGGCCACAAGAUCAUCGGCUCAGAACAACCAUUAUUUGAGGUUCCCCCCCAGUUUGGAGAGCCUUCUGCUUGGCGGCGCAAAGACUUGAACCCAACGGGAGCUGAAUGCUUCGACAAGUUCAAACGAGACCACAACUGCAAGCCUUCGAUCACCACAGCUAUAAUUAGUAGUUUGGCGUCCGAAACCCACCGUGCUUGCCCAGACUGUGCACAGGCAACAUUCCGAAUUGGUGAAACUUACGACAUUACAUUGACGCUUUUGAAGGAUGUCAGAAAAGGCGAUGAGAUAUGCAUUGGCUUCGGUCAGACCCGAACACGCUUCGUCUGUUCACUUUGCAAAACCAGAGAACGUACAUGGAAGUGGCGGAAACGCCAACUCAAGAGACUUUUCGCAAAACUUUACCCGCGCGACAUGUCCCAGACCGCCGAACCACCAAGUGAAUGA
This is a messenger RNA of Fusarium tjaetaba, 786 nucleotides long. RefSeq lists its product as uncharacterized. The record is from RefSeq and is a predicted model, not a curated record. The transcript is spliced from 3 exons. Bases 1 to 786 code for a protein of 261 amino acids. NCBI's taxonomy places the organism in Eukaryota, Fungi, Ascomycota, Sordariomycetes, Hypocreales, Nectriaceae.